UCCCAUCCCGUCCCGUCCCACCGGGCCCUGGGCCACACUUAGUGGCCGGACGAUGAGCAGCUCGGGCCUGCCUUUCGUGGGCCCUAACGUCGGCCCCUCAUUCCCGCCCCGCUACGAGAUGCUGCGGGACGAGCACGAGAUCGCUGUACUGAGCGACGGGAGCAGGCCUGACCCCCGUGGGACCACGGUCCUCAACGUCCAGGCCUUCAGCCCCCCGCCCCCCGACUACCUGACCUGGUCCCUCUUCAACACGCUCUACAUGAACAUCUGCUGCCUCGGCUUCGUCGCCUUCAUCUUCUCCGUGAAGGCGAGAGACCGCAAAGUCCUCGGGGACGUGAGCGGGGCUCACGGCUACGCCUCCACCUCCAGAUGCCUCAACAUCACGGCCCUGGUCCUCAGCCUGGCCUUCUUCAUCCUCAUCGUCGUGCUGGUGGCCACCGGGGUCAUCGUUAGUGACUUCCACAGGGGAUAGAGCCCGGGACCCGGGAUCUCAGACGGUCACGAGUUCUAAUCCCCGUCCCACCCCUCGUCUGGUGCGCGGCCUUGCCUUCGUUCGUUCAGUCAGUCGAUCAAAAUCAAUCAAUCAGUCGUAUUUAUUGAGCGCUUACUAUGUGCAGAGCACUGGACU
Messenger RNA from Tachyglossus aculeatus (Australian echidna), 628 nucleotides. Its product is annotated as interferon-induced transmembrane protein 3-like. Gene Ontology annotation, cellular component: plasma membrane. The transcript has 2 exons. Lineage: Eukaryota; Metazoa; Chordata; Mammalia; Monotremata; Tachyglossidae. The coding region runs from base 53 to 472 and encodes 139 amino acids. The record is from RefSeq and is a predicted model, not a curated record. Gene Ontology annotation, biological process: defense response to virus; response to interferon-beta; host-mediated suppression of symbiont invasion.